AUGGAUGCUAGUGCCGCUGAAGCUCGUCGACAGAGGUUACUUGCCAAAAAGAAAGAAAGGGAGGUUGAGAUCUUAAAUAAUAAUAGGGAAGAGAGAAUCCCUGCUGCCUUGUUAGGUUUUCAAAAACAUGAAAAUUCAGAAAUUAACAACAAUACUGAAGGAAAAAUAGAUGUCAAUAUAACCCAAGGAGAAAAAGAACCCAAACAGGAAGAGAAAACUGUUAAAAAUGAAGAACAAAUCCCAUUGAAGGCAAAAGAAAGUGAAUAUAUUAUUCAACUUAGGAAAGAAGUUAAAAAAGACGAUUCGAAAUUCACAAGAACAAAAACUCAAGAAGAAAGACGAAAUGAUGGUUAUACAAAUUUGGCCCUUCAUCCAAAAAGCAAAAGAAAUAUACCCCAGCUCAAAAAUAUGAUAUUUAUACCUACUUUGUUACUGCUAUUUUAG
Messenger RNA from Trichomonas vaginalis G3, 444 nucleotides. RefSeq lists its product as uncharacterized. Lineage: Eukaryota; Parabasalia; Trichomonadida; Trichomonadidae. The transcript has a single exon. Bases 1 to 444 code for a protein of 147 amino acids. The record is from RefSeq and is a predicted model, not a curated record.